UUGAAACAACGAAAAUUUGUUAGUAGAGGCUAGAUUUGGGUGUUCUAUCUAUCCAUGGGUGACGUACAUAAUUACACAUCGCUACUACGACUGCGAAGCUCAUUUGAUACCCAAUUAUUGUGGUAACGGUUCCACUAAAGCGCCAUAUAAUAAUGUAAGAAACUGGCCAGUUUUACAAAUAAAAUCAGAUUUAUUCAGUUAUGAUUGUAUGCGGACCUUGAGCGCUCCGUGUUGAGACCUUCAUGCCGGUAACUGCGCGGAAGUUUGGUUCGCGUUUUUUGUCAGUUUUGUGCUCGUUGAAUUUUAGCACGCAUUAGUCACAAGUUAACCUUCGGUGCUGCUGCUCGCCGAGCACUGACGACGCGUUGCACCGAUACACAGUGCAAUAUCAGCCGCUAUCGCAAUGUCAUAACGUCUUUGUCCGUGCCGAUUUCGCGUUGUACAUUUCCCGCGGCUUCUGCGCACGGUAUUGUCCAUAACUUGUAUCAUUUGUCGACCGCGGCUCGUGUGGGUCGGUCCUAAGCGUAUUUUUAAAUUGUAGAUCUGUUUGUGAACAAGUGUCGUGGUGUAAUCUCAUGGUGACUCGUAGUUUUUGUAUCACGUUUUGUGUAUUUGUGAUGUGAGGAUGUUAGUGCGGUCAUGUCGAGUGUGGCGAAGAAAGACAAGCCGACGAUGUCAGUGACUGCGCUGAUGCAGUGGGCACGGCCGGGGCCCCCGGGCCCCCCGGCGACACCAACGCCUGCCCCCAUACUACAGUCGCCUGGCACACCAACAAACGUCGAUUUCUCAAUCGACAUGCAAUGGCUGAACCUGGAGCCGGGGUUUAUGUCGCCAAUGUCACCGCCUGAGAUGAAGCCAGACACAGCAAUGUUGGAUGGCGGGAUGCGAGAUGAUGCCACAUCUCCGCCCGCGUUGAGGAAUUAUCCCCCAAAUCAUCCUUUGAGUGGAUCAAAACACCUGUGCUCAAUAUGUGGUGACAGGGCGUCAGGCAAACACUAUGGGGUGUACAGUUGCGAAGGCUGUAAGGGUUUCUUUAAAAGGACAGUACGGAAAGAUUUGACAUACGCGUGUCGAGAAGAAAGGAAUUGUAUCAUAGACAAGCGGCAAAGGAAUCGAUGCCAGUUUUGUAGAUACCAAAAAUGUCUCGCGUGCGGCAUGAAGAGGGAGGCCGUACAAGAAGAGAGGCAGAGGGCCGCUAGAGGGGCAGAGGAUGCGCAUCCAAGUAGUUCUGUACAGGAGCUAUCGAUCGAAAGGUUAUUGGAGAUGGAGUCUCUGGUGGCUGACCCCAGUGAAGAGUUCCAGUUCCUUCGAGUGGGCCCCGAGACAAACGUUCCGCCUCGAUAUAGGGCUCCCGUUUCCAGUUUAUGUCAAAUAGGUAACAAGCAAAUAGCGGCUUUAGUAGUGUGGGCACGUGACAUCCCUCACUUCAGUCAACUAGAGAUGGAAGACCAGGUUCUGCUGAUCAAGUCUUCCUGGAACGAGUUGCUUCUGUUCGCGAUCGCCUGGCGGUCUAUUGAGUACCUGGAGGAUGAGAGGGAGAACAUGGAUGGGACGAGAACUGCCUCUCCGCCGCAACUUAUGUGUCUCAUGCCGGGCAUGACGUUACACCGUAAUUCGGCUCUACAAGCGGGCGUGGGUCAAAUCUUCGACCGUGUUCUGUCGGAGCUUUCUCUGAAGAUGCGCGCUUUACGCAUGGACCAGGCAGAGUACGUCGCGCUUAAAGCCAUCGUCUUGUUAAAUCCAGAUGUAAAAGGACUGAAAAAUCGCCAGGAAGUCGACGUACUACGAGAAAAGAUGUUCUCUUGCCUGGACGAGUACUGUCGGCGGUCGCACAGUACGGAAGAGGGUAGAUUCGCAUCCCUCCUUUUGCGUCUACCCGCAUUACGCUCCAUUUCUCUAAAGAGUUUCGAGCAUCUGUUCUUCUUCCAUCUGGUGGCCGAAGGUAGCAUCAGCAGCUUUAUCCGGGAAGCUUUAAGGAUGCACGCACCGCCCAUAGACGCGAAUUCUAUGAUGUAGGUUAAAUUGUUAAAGGUAUCAUGUAUUGCAAAAUAAUAGUUUAUUAGUUUAGGAAAAGCAUAGGAUUGUAUCUGAUGUACCUAAAAUUUACAAAAAAUUAUAAACAAAUAAUUUUCGUGUAAUUAAUUAUUAAAGAAAGAUAGUACAUGUUUAGUAAAAUGAAUAUGUUAAGAGUUUAAUACUUCUUUGUUAUGAAAGCUAUAAAUAAUAUGGUCACAAAUCGUAUUAGCUGUUAAAUAUCCACAAAAUCGGAAAGUAUAAUACCAAUUUAGUCUAGUUAGACGUAAUACUGAAAAAUACUUACGUAUAAUGUUAUUGACAUCUCAAUGAAGCUUUCAGGGUUUAAUUUGAUUUAUAAUUUUCUAUACUUUACAAUAUGUGAUACUUUUAAUUCGUAAGAACGUAUGUUUACUUUAUUAAAUAAAUUGGUAACUCAAUUAGCGAACAUUACACGAACGUACGAACGACCCUAAGCCUGAUCAUUUUUUUUUAUUUAUAUUUAAUAUUGAAAAAUACUAUGUUUUUUUUAAUUAGAGAAGUCAAAACAUUCUUCAACUAAUCAGGGUUAUAGUAUACGUACUAUAUGUACGUAUACUGUAUAUGAUAGUAAAAAAUUACUUUUUCUAGUUUAUACCUACCCUAUGUGUAGAUCAUUUAAAGUUUUAUUGAAACAGACUCAGUGAUGCCCCAUGCCCCAGUUUACGGCCGUUUGUACAAAGUCUAUUUUUGUACAAGUUUCGUUUGGUAGAAUUUUUAACGAAUUUGAGAUUUGAAAAUCAUGCCGAUAUCGGGAAUAUUGUUUAAGUUAAUUUUAGUGUCAUAUCACGUGACAACCAAAGCUAGAUUUUGACAAAUUCUUACUAUAUUUAUUUUUGAUUUGCAUUUAGGUCUUGGUAGAACUACACAUAUUUACUACUUAUACAAAUUUAUUUUAAGAUAGGAAAUUUAUAUUGUGUACGCGUAUCGUCAUUCCGUAGUCUAAAGGCCCGUAUAGAAAAUACUUUUGUCUCUAUAUUUUUAUAUUAAUUCCGUUAUUGAUUGAAAUUAAUAAUUUUCCCCCUACGAAAGUUACAACAAUAUUAAGAAAAGAUAUAAUUUAAGUUAUAGAAUUUCUUAUGUCGUUUACAAUUUCUUAUAAAAUUAUAAUGAAAUAUUAUACAAAAAUACUUGCCAAAUUUAUUAAAAUCAUAAUUUUCAUUUCUAGUGAAUCUCGUUUUAAUAAAAGUUAUCUGCCUGAACACAGAAAAUAUACUACUGAAACAAAUGAUACACAAUUUUAUUGUAUUUUGCGUAAGUUUCUGUAUUUGACUUAAUGUUUUCGUUUUUACACUAUGUAUUGCGUAGCAGAUAUUUGGCAUUUCGAAUGGAGUCGCCGGGAGCCGAUUUCAUAUUCUUGGUGCUUUUAAAAGUUGCAUUAAUUGUACACUUGUAAAUACAUCACAAACUAAAUAGGCCUAUCAUUUUUAAUUAAUGUUUCGCAGUUAACAUUAAGCAGUAUUAGAAGUAAUUUUAAUCAAAUUCACUUUGUACAAAGUUGCACACGAAAUUAUCAAGAGACAGCUCAAUUAGAGAUUUCAAUUUAAAACCUUAUAAAUGUUCAAACAUAAAAUGUUUAAUUAGCGUUGUAUAACUUAGAGCUGGUUUUGACAAAAACCUUCUUCAAGAAGCUUCUUGUUAAAAUCGCGCUCAAGAUUAAUCAUUAUAAAAUUAUGUUUGGAAUAACUGUUAAAAUGUUGAAGAAUUAAUUCUAUGGAAGGUUGGAAAUGUAUUAGGGAGAUGUUGCAGCGGUUGUGAGAUGAUUUAUACUGACGUUCACUAAAUAUCUAAAUUUAAGUUAUAUUUUUUGUAUAGACAUAGCUUUAAGAUUAAUGGUGAAUAAAUAAGUCAUCAAAAUU
Messenger RNA from Pieris rapae (cabbage white), 3911 nucleotides. RefSeq names its product protein ultraspiracle homolog (gene USP). Bases 640 to 2016 code for a protein of 458 amino acids. The record is from RefSeq and is a predicted model, not a curated record. Gene Ontology annotation, cellular component: activator ecdysone receptor complex; nucleus. Gene Ontology annotation, biological process: cellular response to ecdysone; cell differentiation; positive regulation of transcription by RNA polymerase II. NCBI's taxonomy places the organism in Eukaryota, Metazoa, Arthropoda, Insecta, Lepidoptera, Pieridae. The transcript is spliced from 8 exons. Gene Ontology annotation, molecular function: RNA polymerase II cis-regulatory region sequence-specific DNA binding; nuclear steroid receptor activity; zinc ion binding.